UUAAAACGUUGCAAUAAACCGUUAUCAUCAGAACAAUAAAAUCGAACAACAGACAGUAUUACAACAAAAAGGUUAAUGUUUAUAAAAAUAUCUAAAAAAUAUAAAUUAAUUAAAAAUAUAAAAUAAAAAACGGAACAAAAAUGAAAAGAUUUUCAAGAUUAAUUUCAUUGAAAUUUGUAAUACUUAGUUUAACAUGCUUUCAUUUAACAAGUGCUGUAACGAUGGAUCAGUUUUUACAAUCAUUGGAUAUGAUGCGAAAUGGUUGUGCACCGAAAUUUAAAGUGAGCUUAGAUCAAUUGGAUAAUUUGCGGAAUGGUAUCUUUGAUGAAAAUAGUUCUGAGCUUAAGUGUUAUACAAAAUGCGUUGCACAACUGGCAGGCACGGUCACAAAAAAGGGUGAUUUUAGUAUAACAAAAGCCGUUGCACAAAUACCAAUUAUCUUGCCUCCUGAAAUUCAGGAUGUCGCAAAGGCAGCUCUAAACUCAUGUAAGGAAAUACAGAAGGACUAUAAGGAAUCAUGCGAACGUAUAUUCUAUGUGACUAAAUGUGUACGGGAUUAUUCACCAAAAGACUUUAAAUUUCCAUAAAAUCAAAUUAUAAAAGAAAAAUUUUAAAUACAAC
This is a messenger RNA of Lucilia sericata (common green bottle fly), 621 nucleotides long. RefSeq names its product general odorant-binding protein lush (gene lush). Gene Ontology annotation, biological process: olfactory behavior; sensory perception of smell. The transcript is spliced from 5 exons. The coding region runs from base 141 to 587 and encodes 148 amino acids. Gene Ontology annotation, cellular component: extracellular region. Lineage: Eukaryota; Metazoa; Arthropoda; Insecta; Diptera; Calliphoridae. The record is from RefSeq and is a predicted model, not a curated record. Gene Ontology annotation, molecular function: dibutyl phthalate binding; odorant binding.